Messenger RNA from Brassica napus (rape), 606 nucleotides. RefSeq names its product protein NUCLEAR FUSION DEFECTIVE 6, mitochondrial. The coding region runs from base 50 to 367 and encodes 105 amino acids. Gene Ontology annotation, cellular component: mitochondrion. NCBI's taxonomy places the organism in Eukaryota, Viridiplantae, Streptophyta, Magnoliopsida, Brassicales, Brassicaceae. The transcript is spliced from 3 exons. The record is from RefSeq and is a predicted model, not a curated record.
AAACCACAAAAAAACGUCGCUGAGUCCGAGAAGAAGAAGAAGAGUCAACAUGGCGGCGGCCAACGGCGUGAGAAGAGCCCUUCAGUCAGCGUCAUCGACGGGGAGAAUACUCUUCAGUCGUUCAUCAGCGAAGGCAUCUUCCACUCCGAAACUCGGAAAAUCCGCUGGAUUCGCUUUCGGGAAUGGAUCAUCUUCAACUUCAUCUCGCUCGUCACUUCGCAGGCUCGCAUCCUCCAGGAUCCCAGUGGAGCUGAGUGCAGGGAUGCCUUUACAUAGUGUGACUGCUUCAGCCUUGCUCACUUCUUUGCUCUCUCUCAGCAAUCAAAGCUGGGGUUGCCUUUCAGAAGGAUUUGGGACGACACUAUAACAUUGGCCUGCAAGUUUUUGUACUACUUGUCAGAUUUCAAGAAGCUUGUUUCAUUUCAUCAGUUUUACCCAGAGGUUUAAGAUAUCAAAGUAGCAACAGAAACACACACACACACCCUUUGCUUUCUUCUAAGGAAGGGCUCUUUUGUUCGGUUUAUUUAUAUAAUAAUUGUCAUCUUCAGUUUGAUGAUUUCGUUACCUUAACACUUGCCCUUGGAAAUAAACUACCCGUUUUGCUGA